GGAGCUUUCUCGUCCCUUCUUUGAUUGACGGAUAUUGUGACAAAUCAUUUGUUGUACAUGUUAGGGUUUCACGCAGCUAUGUUUUCUAUGCCUGUAAUGUGAAGAUAGUUGUUACUGUUGGUGUUGGAGUGAGAAGUAGUACAUUAUUUGGGCUCGAUUAAGGUAAUCAUGUCGGCUCAAGGGGACUGUGAGUUUUUGGUUAAAAAAGCUAGAGAACUGGUUAACCAGGACCCUUGGGCAGCGAAAGCAUGGCUUAUUACAGCUAGAACCCUUUAUCCAACUGAUUUCAACAUACAGUAUGAAAUGUACACAAUCGAAAGGAAUGCUGAAAGAACUGCAUCAGCAGGUCGACUUCUGUAUGACAUGUUUCUCAAUUUCCCAGACCAGCCUGUGGUAUGGCAUGAAAUUAGUGUCAUCACCUCUGCUUUAAGGACAGACUGUCAAGAUAAGCAGACACAGUUUUUGCGAGGCUUGUUUGAAACCCUUCCUGGAAGAAUACAAUGCGAAAUGUUGUUAAAGGCAACUGAGCAGUGCUUUAAUACACUGGAAAAAGCUGAGAUGCUUCUCCUGCUUCUGAGGCGCUUUCCUGAAACCGUAGUGAAGCAUGGGGUCAAACUUGGAGAGUCUCUGCUGGAUGCGGAAAAUAUGGACAACCAGGAAUCACCUGUUAACUGUUUUAGAAAAUUAUUUGUUUGUGAUGUCCUUCCUCUGAUUGUUAAUAACCAUGACGUGCGUCUCCAUUCCAAUCUUUUAUACAAGUAUCUGAACAAAGCAGCCGAAUUUUAUAUCUCCUAUGUGACAAAAUCACCUGCUGCUGAAGCACAGCAUCCAGGCACCCAGGAUGCAUCUGACCUCAAGUCCCCCUGCAAACGAAGCUCUCAAAAAUACAUUAUAGAUGGUCUAACAGAGAAGUCAUCCCAAAUUGUAGACCCUUGGGAGAGGCUUUUUGAGAUGUUAUCAAUUGUGGGAAUCAGAUGUGACUGGCAGCCUGAUAAAGGAGCAAGGAGCUUUGCUGACAUUUUGCAUAGAAUGAAAGAUCUCAGCCGUUACUUGAGCAGUUUUGACAAUGAGAAUCAUGUGAAGUACAAGAACCAAGUGGUGUACUCUACGAUGCUUGUGUUCUUCAAGAAUGCAGUUCAGUAUGUAAAUAGCAUCCAGCCUUCUCUUGUUCAUGGGUCUAGUACCUCAUCUCAGGCCUCACUAGUUUUGCUGGAAGACUUGUCCAAUGUUUUUGAUGAUGUAGACAUUGACCGCAACAAACACAUACAUAAGAAAAGGAAACUGGCAGAAAGCAGAGAAAAGACAAUGAGUUCAGAUGAUGAAGAAGUUUCUGGAAAGGGUCGAAAUCGUCAAGUGUUGGUGAACAAGGUGGAUCUUCCAAACUCCUCAGAGGUCCUGGAAAGUUUUAAACUGGCUAGAGAGAGUUGGGAGCUGUUGCACUCACAAGAAACAUUAGAAAAAGAAUUUUCAAGGAUUUGUGUAGCCUGGAAGACUGACACCUGGCUGUGGCUGAGACUCUUCCUUACAGAUAUGAUUAUUUACCAGGGCCAGUAUAAAAAGGCAAUCACAAGCCUGCAUCACUUAGCAGCUCUUCAAGGUUCUCAACAGCAGGUCUCAAGUCCAGGAUCGUUGGAACAGCAUAGAGCACUCAUCCAGAUGGCAUCUUGCCAUUUUGCAAUGGGGGAGUAUAGAUUAGCCUGUGAGAAGGUGUUGGAUGUCAUAUGCUACAUGGUUCCUCCUGCACAAGAGAGUACUAAAACACAAGAUGACAUGCCAAAGAUGAAGACCAAAUUCCGAAAAGGGUCUGAUCUUAAACUUUUACCUUGCACAAACAAAGCUGUGAUGCCCUACUGCCUUCAGCUAAUGCUGGCUUGCUUCAAGCUACGAGCUUUCACUGACAGCAGGGAUGAUCUUGCUUUGGGUCAUGUGAUCGUCCUACUGCAACACGAUUGGCCUAAAGGAGAGAAUUUAUUCCUAAAGGCAGUAGACAAGGUCUGCCAACAAGGAAAUUUCCAGUAUGAGAACUUCUUUAAUUAUGUGACAAACAUAGACAUGCUGGAGGAGAUGGCAUACUUGAGAACACAGGAUGGUGGGAAGAUUCAUCUUGAACUACUGCCAAAUCAGGGAAUGCUUAUAAAGACGUCUAGCCCUCCCUUGGGGUUACUGCAGCAGGAGUUCAUACCUGUUCUUCAGGCCAGCAUACAGACUGCGGACAGGCAUCAUACUGUGACUCGUGGAAUUACAAAGGGAGUGAAGGAGGAUUUUCGCCUGGCAAUGGAAAGACAGGUGUCUCGCUGUGGUGAAAAUCUGAUGGUGGUACUGCAAAGAUUCUGUUUGAAUGAAAAGAUCAUACUGCUUCAAGGCCUUGUGUGAUCAUGGUAUCGGCACCACUGGUCAUUGGAUUAUGAGAUUGUUUAUUACAGUGCUGUUGCAUUGAGGGACAGUGGUAUUUGCUACGCUAAACCAGUACCAGAUAUUUGUUUUUCAAACACAAGAGCAGUCUUCUAUGUUUCUGAGGCCCUCAAUUUUCCUCCAGUAGAGCUUCCAUCUUGUACAAUUACUGAGAAAUAUGGUCUUGUAACACAUUGUUGAAUUGUGUGUUAAAUCUGUGGAUGAAUAUCAUUUGUAAACACAGUGAAAUUUGUAAAACAUUUUGUAAAUAAAACAAAAAAGAAACUUA
Protopterus annectens (West African lungfish) is the source of this 2680-nucleotide messenger RNA. RefSeq names its product integrator complex subunit 10 (gene INTS10). Bases 169 to 2373 code for a protein of 734 amino acids. Gene Ontology annotation, biological process: snRNA processing. Gene Ontology annotation, cellular component: integrator complex. NCBI's taxonomy places the organism in Eukaryota, Metazoa, Chordata, Ceratodontiformes, Protopteridae. The transcript has 18 exons. The record is from RefSeq and is a predicted model, not a curated record.